AUGACGAGGGUGUGGGUGGAUGGAGUGGAGGAGGUGUUGGUCCUCGGGGGGUGCGGAUCGACCCCGCGGGAGCGACUUCCCCUCGCUUUUCUGUGGAAUCCGCGGACGACGACGGCGCGGGCGCUUCGACUUCCCCCGACGUGCCCAACUUGGGCUCGGCAUUGUUGUGUGGCCCUCGGCAAAGGGCGAUUGGCGAUUAUCGGAGGGGGGUUUACCUGCUUUUCCUUCGGAACGUUCAUCGCCAAACCGGUUUUACUCGAGAUUGGAGAUGUGGUGGAUCCGCUUCCUGCGCAGACCGCUCUCGCAGGCUGCGAAUCCACUCCGGCUUUGGCGUUCGCCACCACAGGGAAUAAGGGUGACCUUAGGGAAUUCGAUCAAAAAAACGCUAAUUUGUGGUUAACCUCGUUGCUCUCCCUUCCUCGACCGGCGGUGGAUGAGGCGAAAGGAGCCUUUGCGGUUGAACAUUUUUUGCAGGCGAUGCGGGAGUGCCAGCGGCCGACGUUGAUCCGCGGCACUUCGUUAGGCUCCUGCGUGGCAAAAUGGGCCGAUCCGAAUUAUCUGAAAGAUGCUACAAAGGAUUCCGUUGUCUCCGUGCAUGUUGCGAAAGGCUCCAAUUUGUUAGAUUUUGUUCGUAAAAAUUUCUCCUUUAGACAUGUCCCUUUUCAAGAUUUUAUCCAACACAUGCAGGACUCGACUUCCUAUUAUCGAACCCAUAAGAAGCUUUCCGAGGAAUGUUGGUAUUUUCGCUCUAUCGCAACUCACAUGAAGAGUGAAAGGGCGAACAUUUGGGAGGACUUUAAGGAGCUUGGGAAGGAUUUUUGUCUUCCAGACGGAGUUCGGGAAUAUGUUACCCCCCGAAUGCAUCAAUCCUGCCUGCGUAUUAACGCCGCACCCCUGCAGUUAUGGACCCAUUACGAUGCCAUGGAGAACGUUCUCGUUCAAAUCGUUGGCCGAAAGCGCGUUGUGUUUUUUCCUCCUAGCCAAUAUGGGAAUCUUUACAUCAAUGGAAGUUCUUCCCCCGUAUUAAAUAUCGACACGCCGAAUUUAAUACAGUACCCUCGAUUUAUCGACGCCUGCAAGCAUGCGCUGGAAGUGAUUUUAGAGCCCGGCGAUUUGCUAUACUUCCCAGCCAACUGGUAUCACAACAUCACAAGCCUCGUCGAGGAGUCCGAGGAGGCCCCCCCUUACUGCUUAUCCGUGAAUGUGUUUUACCGCCGCUUCGAUUUGUCGGAUUACGAUAAAAAGGAUCUCUAUGGAAACAAGGAUCUCCCUGCCGUUGUGGAACUUCGUCAGAAAAUUACUAACCACGUUCAGGAUUUGAUUGAUCAACAACUUUUGAAUACGGGCGGCGAGUCGCUUUGUUCGGAGUAUAAGGAGUUCGCUUUACGACAGUCUCUACAACAUUUAGAGAACGUAGCGGAUUCUAUUGCCGCUUCUGCAAAAAAAUGA
Molecule: messenger RNA, 1449 nt
Organism: Phytomonas sp. Hart1
Lineage: Eukaryota; Euglenozoa; Kinetoplastea; Trypanosomatida; Trypanosomatidae
Source: the annotation of a GenBank genome assembly